AAAGCCCGAGCGCUUGCUCUGGCAUUUCUUCAUUGCAGAGUGUGUGAGCCAAGGAAGGCAAGGAAAGUUGCUUUCUCUUGGUUCAAAAAUUGUCGGAGAUCGAUCGGGCGGAUUCUGCGCUUUUUCCGGUGCUCGCCCAUGUUCCAGUGAGUCAAGACGAGUCGAGUCGAGUCGAUCGAGGGUCGGAGGUUGGGGUCAUUCUUGGGAGAGCGGAGGAGGAGGAGGAGGCAGUGGAGUCGAGCCGAAGAGGCCGAGGCGACAGAGUGCCGGAGAUUUGUGGUGUAGUGAUCGAUUGGGGUCUAUUGGUGACAGAUUUAGAGGGUUUCACGAGCGAUUAGAGUGAAUCUGGGGUUUGAGGUGGCCAAGUCGAGGAGAUUUGACAGGCUGGAUCGAGGACGUAGUCUUGGAUCCCAGUCGAUUUUGUUCUGCUUUCUUUCAGCAUUGUCGUAGAUCUGGUUGAGGAGUUGAGCUUCGGAGCCGUUAGUGCAUACCCCACUGCCUGCUGCUGUCCGGGUGGCCCGAGUUGCCUGACAUCUCGUGGGCAGCCAGUGGUCGUCUGUCGAGGGCAUGGCCGCAGCAGCUUAAGUGAUCAAGGGCCCAAGAGGCGAUACAUUCGAUUUUGCUCCCGUAGAACGUGUAGUUUUGGUCGAUUCGCCUUACAGAGCCACGAUGAAGUCGGGAGAUGGACUCAAGACUUAUGGAGUGCAAUCUCCUCCGAAUGGGGGCCACAGACACUCCAAAAGGCAAAGGGAGGGCAAGCCUUUGGCCUCGGAUGCGCUUCCUCUUCCCGUCGGCUUGACGAACAAAAUUUUCAUGGUCCUGUUCUUCUCUGCGUCCUAUUACUUAAUGCGUCGCUGGAGGGAGAAAAUCAGGACUUCCACUCCUCUUCAUAUGCUCAAUCUUGGAGAAAUUGCGGCUAUCAUUGCUCAGCUGGCCUCAUUCAUCUAUUUGAUUGGUUUCUUCGGUAUCGAUUAUGUGCAAACUUUUAUAAACAAAUCCAUUGAUGGUUCCUGGGAUUCCGAAGAUUACAGGGUGGCAGGAGUGAAUUGCCAGGCUCAACCCGAGAGCUGCACUCCCAGCAUUUCUCGCUCCCCUGCUCUGCUGAAGGGCAAGUCCCUGAAGGAGCAUGAGAAUGAGGACAUUGCAGAGGCAGUGAGAAAUGGUGAAACCCCAUCGUACUCCCUGGAGGCUGAGUUGGAAGAUUGCGAGCGAGCUGCCGGCGUCAGAAGAAGAGCUGUCGAACUCACCACUGGCAGAACUUUGGAUGGUCUGCCUUUGGAAGGAAUGGAUUACUCCAAGAUUCUGGGACAAUGCUGCGAGAUGGUUAUCGGCCACGUUCAAAUUCCAGUUGGGGUUGCCGGCCCUCUGUUGCUUGACGGAUUUGAAUACACAGUUCCUAUGGCUACCACUGAAGGUUGUCUAGUCGCCAGUACCAACAGGGGAUGCAAAGCCAUCGCGCAAUCAGGCGGCGCUUCAAGCGUCGUUCUCAGAGAUGGCAUGACCAGAGCUCCCGUCGUUCGUUUUGAAAGCGCCAAGCGUGCCGCAGCACUCAAGUUCUUCGUCGAAGAUGCCAACAAUUUUGAUACUCUCUCAGUGGUCUUCAACAGGACCAGUAGGUUCGCACGGUUGCAGGAUGUGUACUGUGUUCUUGCCGGGCGAAAUGUGUACCUGCGGUUCAGUGCUUCGACUGGUGACGCCAUGGGAAUGAACAUGAUUUCGAAGGGUGUGCAAAAUGUGUUGAACUACUUGCAGAGCGUGUUCCCGGACAUGGAGCCCAUUAGCAUAUCUGGUAAUUUCUGCUCCGACAAGAAGGCUACUGCAGUGAACUGGAUUGAGGGUCGUGGGAAGUCUGUGGUAUGUGAAGCGGUCCUCAAAGAGGAGGUUGUUCGGAAAGUUCUGAAAACGUCAGUGCCUGCCCUUGUGGAGUUGAACACGAUUAAGAAUCUCGCGGGUUCUGCUCUAGCUGGUGCUCUUGGAGGGUUCAAUGCACACGCGGCGAAUAUUGUAUCCGCAGUAUACAUAGCCACAGGUCAAGAUCCCGCACAAAAUGUCGAGAGCUCGCAGUGCCUGACAAUGAUGGAGGCCGUGAAUGGAGGACGGGAUCUUCACAUUUCUGUCACAAUGCCAUCUAUCGAGGUCGGAACAAUUGGAGGAGGUACUCAGUUGCCAUCUCAGGCAGCAUGUUUGAAUCUCCUUGGAGUGCGGGGUGCCAACGCAGAAAUGCCUGGAGCAAAUGCCGAGCAACUUGCCAGAAUCGUCGCUGGUUCAGUUUUGGCGGGAGAGAUUUCAUUGAUGUCGGCCUUGGCAUCGAAUACGCUUGUGAAGAGCCACUUGAAAUACAACCGCUCCAGUCAAAACGUCGGUGCCUUGAGUUCGAUGGGUUCCAGCCAAAAUAUCUCCUCGUUGGCUGCGAGCCAAUCCAACCAGAAUAUCGCUGCUCUGACGGCAAGUUUGUCCAGCCAGAACAUCAGUGCCAUGCAGACUCCUCCUCUUCCUCCUUCUCUAGCGACGAAUUUCAGGCACCGACGAACUGGCAGUGCUUCCCCUGCAGAGGUGGAGAAAUCCCCCAAAGUUGAGUAGCUUCUGCACUAGACGAACAUUCUUUGGGCCUGUGAUCAUUCAACGGAACUUUGGUAUGCUCUAAACAUAGUAGCAGUAGUAAACUUCUCGAGUAGAGCCUCCUGACCAUCAACCUCCUUUAUUCAGUGACAUCCAGUCGCAACGUGUAUGUAAAUCGAACUCUAAACACUUAGGUAGUUCGUAAAGAAGUCCUAAUGAUCACUCUGGAUCAGUUGAGACAGUAGCUGAAUUCGUCUGACCUUGUUGCAAGAGUGUCAUACUGGACAGUCUUUCACCAUGCCCCGAUUCUUUCCGCGCCACGUAUAUGUUCGCUACUGAGUCGCGCUCUCGACGACGAGCUUGUCCUUUCUGCACUCGGGGGCCCCUGGUGGCUCUCAUGUUUCUCUCAAUUUUCUUGUUGCUGCGUCCGGCGAUUCAGCGUUAAUUUUCGUCCCUGCCAUUAAUACAUAGUUUUUCCGUGUUUUAUUGAGUAUCCUUUCUUCCCGGUCUGUGGGACAGCACCCUGCUUUCUCCCAUUGUAAAAUAAGGAUCAAGAGGUGUGAUUGGGGCAGUACAAGUCACCAGUAAAAUUAGGCAGGUCUGAUGGGAUGUGAUCGUUGUACUAUAAAUCUCUUUCAUACUAAUUUUGCGUUUCUAGAUUAAAAGAGACUGUCUAGUUACGAAAUUCCGUGAAGCUCGUUCUUAUCUAGACUGUCACGUAGUCUGCGCUGCUUUGGUGGGUAAUAAGCACCUACUUUGUAAGACAACAUAUUGAAACACUCUGUUGUUGACGCGCUUGCUUGUUAAAUAACACUCAAAGCAGCCGGGAUCAUUUUCCUGCUUCC
Messenger RNA from Marchantia polymorpha subsp. ruderalis, 3404 nucleotides. NCBI's taxonomy places the organism in Eukaryota, Viridiplantae, Streptophyta, Marchantiopsida, Marchantiales, Marchantiaceae. The record is from the annotation of a GenBank genome assembly.